Molecule: messenger RNA, 4592 nt
Organism: Mollisia scopiformis
Lineage: Eukaryota; Fungi; Ascomycota; Leotiomycetes; Helotiales; Mollisiaceae
Product: P-loop containing nucleoside triphosphate hydrolase protein
Exons: 11
Coding region: 60-4496 (1478 amino acids)
Cellular component (GO): intracellular anatomical structure
Molecular function (GO): ATP binding; RNA binding
Source: RefSeq, a predicted model, not a curated record
CACCACCCCGCACAUAUUCGCAAUUUGAUACUUGAACAACCACCCACCAAAAUUCUAUCAUGGCUCCAGGAAAGAAGAAAAAGAAGCCAGCCUCGAACCCUGCGAGAGGUUUUGCAACUACGUCUAUUGCUUCCAAACCAAAAGUCGAAAUCGCUGAACCCGACCCAGUACCAGCGCCUACAGAGUCGCAAGGAAAUGCCGAGAGUAAUGAAAAAGGAAUUCCAGAAAAUUCCGCCUUGAAUCCCGAAGCAUCAAUAGCUUCAGGGAACAUAUUAUCUGCUGAAGACUUCGAAAAGCAGCUGGAAGAAUCAGAGCUUCAAAUUCUGGUAGAGAAGCAUGCACAGAAAUCCAAGAGAGAUGCUCUCCGACAAAAGACGAGACUAGAGACGGAUCGCCGAGUCCUCAGAGGGCAAGCAGACAAUCUGAUCACAAGAAGGUGGCUACCCCCGGAGCUUAUGGAGGAAAUAUUAGAUCUUGUACAAACAGAAGGGCGGUUUGCGGGGCAGGCGAACGAAAAUGCCCAUGCAGCAAAGCAGGUCUCAGAGGAAGAGUUAACGGUUCGUCUCUGGACUUUGCAGCAAGCUCUGGUUGGGUCAGGCUUUAGAGAAGACAAAGUCAUUUUGGCCCUACGAUAUGUUCUUGACAUUUCAGACAAGAUCAUUUCUGGAAACAAAGAUUCGAUCUGGGGUAUGGAGGAAUCUCUGGACUGGCUUGCUCGGGAAUGUCCACGAGAUUGUCUCCCAGACUACGAAAAUUGGCAAAGAAGAGGAGCAAUGGUGUCAAAAUCCCAGACAGAAACCCCUAUGGACAGCCCCUUACCAUCUGGUUAUUCUACUCCUCAGGCAGAGUCUGAUACGAGACAUUUAGGACAUGGUACUACGCGUGGCCCAUUACCCUAUCCCGAGAGGCAGAGAUCUCCUGCAAAGAGAAUCGUGCCUAUUGAUGAUGAUAGCGACAUUGAUCCGGAUGAUCUCCUCUCUGUAUAUCUAGACUGCAAAUCUAAGUUGUUUGAAAUGGAAAGACAAAGAUCUAAACCAGGAACCAACGCAUCGAAUCCUCGGCCGAAACAGACGCCUUCAAAAUCUGGAACCGGCCAAGAUCUAACAAGAGCUAAAUUGGAUAGAAAGAUCAAAAAGAUCCAAGAUGACGUCCUCUUUGACCAAUACAUCGCGAAUCAGCGAUGGGAAGCUCAACGCAUACUUCUCGAAAGAGAUGCUGCUCAUCGACGUGCUGUUGAGGCUACUCCGGAUGUCAGCGACGAGUUGGCAGCAUUGGCUGAUUCAGACGUAGACGACGAAGUCAGCAAAGAAGCCGCUCGGAUGGGCGCUGAAUUACUAGAAGGCAACGAUAGCGACGAUGAAAGUGCUUUAGCAGAUCUAUUUGCAAGCCUGCCUGUCAAUGAAGUAGACCCAGUUACUGGAAAGAGCAUCACUGUUGUUAACGGAAGUAAUGGCGUCAAAGUAACAAUCCGAGACUUCGGGAAGUGGACUGGCGUGAGCCCGACGAGAGUACUCGAAGAAGCCUGUCGUGCUAGGGACUCUUCGGCAAAAAUCCAGAUGUUAUUGAUAUCUGACUCAAGUUACUCUAACCGUCACUCUUUAAAGAUUUCUUGGUCUAAAGUGCAGGAUCUCCAGCCAUCAGCCCCCCCGACUAGCGUUGAUUAUAGCUCUACAACAAAGUCCCAAACCUUCAUUAUGACUUCCAUAUCAGCCCCUGAGCCUAAACAAUCUGAAGCCUUCAUUGCAACCACCGCACUAUUUCUGCUUUUCAGCUCAUCGGGAAAGGAAGAUAAAGUGUUUCUGCGCUUACCAGCCGUGUGGAGAGAUUUAUGGACAGAAUUUGCUGAGACAAAGAAAGGGAAAGCAGACGAGGCUGACCGUAAUGUCAUCCGAAGAUUCCGUGACAUGGUUCGCGAGAGACGAGAUCGUGAAUUGGAAGACGGUGUCUUGAUUCAGGGCGCGUUCAAGAAUCGAAAUGGAGCCCGUCCUCUUGAAAAUGGCGAAGAAUCUGGCACUGACAAGGCCAACAAAUCGACCCUUUCCCCCGAGGCAUACCAGAAAAUUUGGAUUGAUAAGAGUAGCACACCUAAUUUCCAAAUGAUGCUCCAAUCGAGAAUGCAACUUCCUAUGUGGCAUUUCAAAGAUGAGGUUUUGGACACUAUUGAGAAGCAUCAGGUGGUUAUCAUCUGCGGAGAGACUGGAUGCGGAAAGAGUACCCAAGUCCCUUCAUUCAUUUUGGAACAUCAGCUCUCGCAAGGCAAAGCCUGUAAAAUAUAUUGUACAGAGCCUCGUCGAAUUUCUGCCAUUUCACUUGCUCGACGUGUGAGUGAAGAGCUUGGUGAACGAAAGAAUGAUCUCGGUACCCCAAGAUCCCUUAUUGGAUACGCAAUUCGACUUGAAUCAAAUACUUCAAAAGAGACACGACUAGUCUACGCUACGACUGGCAUCGUCAUGCGAAUGCUCGAGGGCUCAAAUGACCUGCGAGAUAUAACUCAUAUUGUUCUGGACGAGGUUCAUGAGCGCACAAUUGAUAGCGACUUUCUUUUGAUUGUACUCCGCAAACUCAUGGCUAGGCGACCUGACCUUAAAGUGGUGCUUAUGUCUGCAACAGUUGAUGCAGAACGAUUCUCGAAGUACUUGGAUGGUGCUCCAGUGCUUUCUGUCCCUGGCCGAACAUUCCCAGUCGAAGUCAGGUAUCUCGAGGAUGCUGUCGAGCUUACUGGAUUUAAUAUCGAUAAUGGUCUACAUGAAAAGUUUCAGGAUCUUGACGAUGACGAUACUGAAGCCGCAGAUGCAGAUCUUUCUGAUGCGGCGAAGGCCGAAAACACAAAAGCAUUAAAGGGGUUUAGUGCGAAAACUCGAAAUACAAUUGCUCAGAUCGACGAAUAUCGUAUCGAAUUUGAAUUGGUCACACAACUUCUUGCUAAGAUUGCCACAGACUCGCGUCUGGAAAUGUACAGCCAAGCAAUUUUAGUAUUUUUGCCUGGUAUUGGAGAGAUUCGACAGCUUAACGACAUGCUUGUUGGCCACCCGGUUUUCUCAUCUAAUUGGUUUGUCUACCCGCUGCAUUCGACAAUCGCUAGUGAGGAUCAAGAAGCUGCUUUCUUGGUUCCCCCGCCAGGCACACGAAAGAUUGUUCUUGCCACCAACAUUGCCGAAACUGGUAUCACGAUACCAGAUGUGACUUGCGUAGUCGAUACUGGCAAGCACCGAGAAAUGAGGUUCGACGAGAGAAGGCAAUUAUCUAGACUUUUGGAAACCUUCAUCAGUAAGGCGAAUGCAAAGCAACGUAGAGGCAGAGCUGGAAGAGUCCAAGAGGGUCUUUGCUUCCAUCUCUUCACGAAAUACAGGCAUGACGAGCUUAUGCCUGACCAGCAAACACCUGAGCUACUUCGCCUAUCUUUGCAGGAUUUAGCUAUUCGAGUCAAGAUUUGCAAGCUUGGUGGUAUCGAAGAGACUCUGAGUCAAGCAUUAGAUCCGCCCUCAGCCAAGAAUAUACGUCGAGCAGUUGACGCACUCAUAGACGUCAGAGCACUAACACCUGGCGAAGAUUUGACACCACUUGGGAUUCAGUUAGCACGAUUGCCGUUGGACGUUUUCCUUGGGAAGUUGGUGCUUUUAGGAAGUAUCUUCAAAUGUUUGGAUGCUGCAGUGACCAUAGCUGCCGUGCUGUCUUCAAAGUCGCCUUUCUCUGCACCAUUUGGAGCGAGAGCACAAGCAGACACAAUCCGUCUUGCUUUUCGUAGAGGUGAUUCUGAUUUGUUGACUGUGUACAAUGCAUACCUAGCCUGGAGACGAGUUUGUGUGACUGGAGGUUCGGAGUAUCAAUUCUGCAAAAAGAAUUUCUUAAGUCAACAAACAUUGUCGAGCAUUGAGGAACUAAAGGGACAGCUUGUCUUGUGUCUUGUGGAUUCCGGCUUCCUGCCCCUCACUGAGGCUGAGAGCAUCUCAUUGAAUAGAUCACGGUACUCGAGCAGGCGACGACAAUUCUUUGACAUCCCGCAACGAGCCAAUGUUAACAGUGAUAAUGAUGUUAUCACAAGUUCUGUGAUUGCAUGGAGCUUCUACCCAAAAUUGCUUGUGCGCGAUGGUAAAGGGUUCCGAAACGUUGCCAACAACCAAUCGAUCAGUUUGCAUCCUUCGUCAGUCAACAAGGGCCACCAUGAACUCAAAUGGCUCUCCUUCUACCAUAUUAUGCAGGCGAAACAGUUCUACAAUGCACACGAGACAACGGCUGCAGAAGAAUUCGCAAUUGCUCUUCUGUGUGGAGAUGUUCGUUGCGAUAUGUACUCGGGAGUAUUCAUUAUCGACGGUAAUCGCGCUCGCUUUGCAGUUUCGGAUUGGAAGACCAUGCUUGUGAUCAAGACCCUCCGAUCACGUUUACGAGAUAUCAUGACACGAUCCUUCAAGACUCCUGGGAAAGCUCUUACUUCUCAGCAGCAGAAAUGGAUGGAUGUUUGGCAGAAGAUUUUCUCACAAGAAUUCAAGGAGAAAUGAAUGUAUGAAUGAAUGCAUGAAAGGAAUACAUUGGCAUAGAGUGCAUAGACUUGGCGUUCUGUAGGUAUCAACUCUGAAAAAAUAAUGCAAGGACUC